UUUUUUUUCUUCCUGUCCUGUCUGUGCAUAGAUCCUACAUUGGAUUCUUUUUUUACUUAUUACUAGUUUUGAAGGAGAUACAGGUCUUCAAAGAGCAAUGCUACCAUAUGCAGUGUCUUUAGCUUAUGAGGUUGCAUUGUAUCCUCACACAUGGGUUAGAGAUUUACUGUUGCCAUUGCUGGAGCUACUGGCAAGGAGGGCGGUGGGGGCCUGAGCGUGUAUUUUUCUUUUAGAAUUUAUGUGAGCACACUUUUCCAUUGAGGUUGAUGAAUUCUUUAUCUUUUAGUUAUGUCUUAACCUAUGGAGGGUUCCCUUCUGGGAUUUGAACUAUUUCUACCUCUUGUCAAAGGCAAACAGGUUGCCCUGACCAAAAUCUAGAUCCUUACAAAGUUGUAUUUGCCCAAUUUUUUGGUUUGUGGUCAAUGUUUUAUUUCUGCCAGUCUCCUUGGUCUGUGGUUAUCUAUCUGAUUUUUCUGGGUUCAUAAAGAUUUGGGACACUUUAGUCCAUUUUUUGAUGUGAGGAAGUUCUCUUAAUGUGAUAGGAUGAUUUUUAAUUAUAUUCUGGCCAAUAGGCACCUCCUCUCCACAAUUCAAGUGUACAUUGAUGACUAGGUUCCAGAAGACUCUCUCUCGUCAUGAUCUCAUGUAGCCCAAGCUAGCCGUGAACUUCUGCCUCCAAUCUCCCAAGUGCUAGGAUUUCAUAAUGUGCUAUCCCACUUAGUUCAGUACUCUUAUUCUUAAGGAAAUCUGUCCCUUUACUAAAUAUUCACAGAAAUGGAUGUUGCCUCUGGGUACUCUACAUUAGCUUGGUGUCAGUUUUAUAGUAUCUGGCAACUCUGUAUAUUUAAUCAUUAAGAGACUUGCUGUAUUAUAUCCCAAGCUGGCCCCAGAUUUCUUUUGCUUCAGUUUCCAUAGUAGCCAGGACUUUGCACUGCACCAUCUCACCUGCUUGGGAGCUGUUAUUUAGUCUAUUUUUUAGGAAGUUAUAAUUCUUCCCUAGAGAUGCAUAAUUUUCAUCUCCUUUUCCUUUGUGGUGGGGAAUCUGAAUAUGAUUUAUUUUAUUAUUUUUAGUAAGAACUAAGUUAAUUGUAUAUUCACUUCCAUAUCCUUAUGAAGAUAAAUGAGGCUUAAGUAAUGUUCAUAAAGUAUAAUGUUUGGUAUAUAAUAAGCAGUUAAUAAACGGUAGCUUAUUAUUGUUUACUUAUUUAUUGUCUGUUAUAUGAGAAUGUAAAUCUCAAGAAGGUAGCAUCUUGCCUGUCUUCUGUUGGUUUUUUUUUGUUUGUUUGUUUUUUGUUUUGUUUUUCCUGAAACAGGGGCUUGUGUAGUCCAGGAUAGUCUCAAAAUCAAAGCAUCUCUCCUGCCUCGGCUUCCAGGGAGCUGGGGUUACAGGUGUGCGCUACUAUGUUCAGCUCCUUGUUUGUCUUGUCAUUUACUAGUUCCCAAAACAAUGCUUAACAUAAUAGUUGUGUGUUGGGGAGGGGGGCACACGUGAGAAUGUGGAAGUCAGAAUACAACUUGGACAGGUUGGUUUUCUCCCUACAGCAUGCCAUGUGGAUCGGGGGAUUGAACUCAAGUCAUCAGACUUGGUAGCAAGCACCUUAACCUCCUAAGUCAUCUUACCACCCCAGCAGUUAUCUGAAUGAGUGAAUGAUUGACCCGGAUGCUUGGUUCUGGUUGUGGGAUGAGGGAAAGGUAAAGUCUGAGCUUCUGCAAAUAGCUUCAGUGCUCCACUCACUGUUGUGUCUCUGUAUGCAGGGCAGCCAUUUUGGGGGGUGCUGAUGGAUACCUGCGGGGUCGGCUAUGUUGCCCUGGGGGAGGCCGACCCCGUGGGGAACAUGAUUGUGGUAGACUCUCCUGGACAAGAAGAACUAAAUCAGCUGGAUGUCAAGGCCUCCUCAGAAACAUCCAGUGUGGAGACUUCCAUCGAGAUGUCACUGCCUACUCCUUUGCCUGGGUUUGAGGAUUCUUCUGACAAGAGGCUUCCUCCAGAGCAGGAAAGCCUCACCAGGUUGGAACAGCAAGAUCUUUCUUCAGAGAUGUCAAAGGUCUCAAACCCUAGGGCCUCAAAGCCUUCCGGGAGGAGAGGUGGUAGGACACCAAGAGGCCCUAAAAGGCCUCAGCAGCGUAAACCUCCAUCCACCCCUCUGGUUCCUGGUCUCUUAGAUCAGUCCAACCCUCUGUCUACCCCCAUGCCUAAGAAACGAAGUCAAAAGUCCAAGGGAGACCUGCUACUUCUGAAGUUGUCCAAAGGCCUAGAUCAGCCAGAGUCUCCACAUCCAAAGAGGCCCCCUGAGGACUUUGAGACCCCUUCUGGGGAACGACCCCGCCGAAGGGCUGCCCAAGUGGCACUUCUGUACCUUCAGGAACUGGCUGAAGAGCUCUCAACAGCCCUGCCUGCUCCACUGUCAGGUCCUAAGAGUCCCAAGGUGAGCAGCCCCACCAAGCCGAAGAAGACCCGGCAAGCAACCUCUCAGGGUGAUGAAGAUGGCAGCGCUCGGGAUGAAGACUUUGUUCUUCAGGUCGAGGGUGAAGAUGAGGAAGAAAGUGAGGCCCCAAGUGAGAACUCAUCUGAUCCUGAGCCUGUUGCACCCCGAAGCACCCCACGAGGACCCACUGCAGGGAAGCAGAAACCACAUUGCCGGGGCAUGGCUCCCAAUGGCUUACCCAAUUACAUCAUGGCUCCUGUUUGGAAGUGCCUGCACCUCACCAAGGACCUCCGAGAACAGCAGCAUUCAUUCUGGGAGUUUGCUGAAUGGAUUCCAGUAGCCUGGAAGUGGCAACUGUUAUCGGAACUUGAAGCAGCUCCUUACCUGCCACAGGAGGAGAAGUCCCCCCUGUUCUCAGUACACCGUGAAGGAAUUCCUGAGGAUGGCACAAUCUACAGAAUAAACAGAUUUAGCUCGAUCACAGCACACCCAGAGCGCUGGGAUGUGUCCUUCUUCACAGGAGGACCACUCUGGGCUCUAGACUGGUGCCCAGUGCCUGAAGGGUCAGCAGCCUCACAGUAUGUGGCCCUUUUCUCCAGCCCAGACAUGAAUGAGACACACCCACUGAGCCAGCUUCAUUCAGGCCCUGGGCUGCUGCAGCUCUGGGGCCUUGGGACAUUGCAGCAAGAAAGCUGUCCUGGCAACAGGGCCCACUUUGUCUAUGGGAUUGCCUGUGAUAGUGGAUGUAUCUGGGACCUCAAAUUCUGCCCCAGUGGGGCAUGGGAACAUCCAGAAACCCCUCGGAAGGCUCCUCUCCUGCCUCGGCUGGGUCUUUUAGCCCUGGCCUGCUCAGAUGGGAAGGUACUGCUGUUUAGUCUGCCGCAUCCUGAGGCCCUCCUGGCUCAGCAGCCUCCAGAUGCUAUGAAGCCUGCCAUCUACAAGGUACAGUGUUUGGCAACCCUUCAGGUGGGGUCUGUGCAAGCUUCAGACCCCUCUGAGUGUGGUCAGUGCCUUAGCCUGGCUUGGAUGCCUACCAGGCCCCACCACCACCUGGCUGCAGGAUACUAUAAUGGCAUGGUGGUUUUCUGGAAUCUUCCCACUAAUUCACCCCUCCAACGGAUACGUCUCUCUGAUGGCUCCUUAAAGCUGUACCCCUUCCAGUGUUUCCUAGCCCAUGACCAGGCUGUUCGUACAAUUCAGUGGUGCAAAGCUAACAGUCAUUUCCUGGUUUCUGCGGGGAGUGACCGGAAAAUCAAAUUCUGGGAUCUUCGGCGACCUUAUGAACCAAUAAACUGUAUCAAGCGCUUCUUGAGUACAGAGCUUUCCUGGCUGCUCCCCUACAAUGGUGUCACCGUGGCUCAGGACAACUGCUAUGCCUCUUACGGACUCUGUGGAAUUCAUUACAUCGAUGCUGGUUACCUUGGUUUUAAGGCCUACUUUACUGCUCCACGAAAAGGCACCGUCUGGAGUCUUUCAGGUUCAGACUGGCUCGGGACAGUAGCUGCAGGAGAUAUAUCUGGGGAGCUCAUUGCAGCUAUUUUACCUGACAUGGCAUCAAACCCAAUUAAUGUCAAGAAACCUGCAGAAAGAAGAUUUCCUAUCUAUAAAGCAGAUCUGAUAGCAUACCAGGACAGCCCUGAAGACCAAGAUUCCUCGGCCUCCUCUGAGACCCCCAAUCCUCCCAAAGCGAGAACGUACACUGAGACCAUCAAUCACCACUACCUACUCUUUCAGGAUACAGAUCUGAGUUCCUUCCACAAUCUACUCCGUAGAGAACCGAUGCUGCGCAUGCAGGAAGGAGAGGGGCAUUCUCAGCUUUGCCUGGAUAGGCUGCAACUUGAAGCUAUUCACAAGGUACGUUUCAGCCCAAACCUGGACUCCUAUGGAUGGCUGGUAUCUGGGGGGCAGUCAGGGCUGGUUCGGAUCCAUUUUGUCCGUGGACUCACUUCCCCGCUGGCCCACCGUGUACAGCUUGAAAGCCGAGCCCACUUCAAUGCUAUGUUCCAAACCACCUUUUCAACUGAAGGGCCUGGUUUCUCUCCAACCAGCCAUUGCCUUCCCCCCAAUCCCUAGUCUGGUCCACACAGAACUCUUGGAUUGAAGUCUGCCAAGAACAAAUGACCCCCAUGCACAGAGCAUGGGACCUGGGCCCUUCCUGGACAGUGAUGGUGCCAGGCCUAGAUCUUUAGGCCUACCUGCCCAGAACUCCUUAAAUCCCUCUCCUUCCACAGACUUCUAUGGUCACAGCUCCCUGCAGGUAGGGGGGCUCCCCCUCCACAACAAUACCUAUGCCUAAAACCGUGGCUCACAAGAAACACUCAGGCCUGACCUAGGCUUGGGAGUCAAAUUGCUCAUAUUGAGCAUAUUGUGAAGGAGGUAAAGCUAAGUAAAGGUACUGGGUGUUUUUGAGACCACUUGUGAGUGGGUGUUUGGAGAGUCGGAAAGGAUCUUCAUGAAGGCUCCUGUCGAAUUCCAGGAUUUGAUGUUAUUGCCUUCCAAUCUUCCUCUUUAGAAUAACCAACACACAGGCCCAGUGGGUGACAGUAAUUUAUUGGACUGAAGCUGUUUGUUAUACUUUAACUGAGGAACAUCCUAAGCUCCCUAUCAGUAGGACAGCGGCCAGCUCUUAGUUGCUCCUGCUUAUGAAAUAUCCCAAUCAUCGGUCAUUUGACACUACUUGAACACUCCUAGAUAGUAGUGUUUUUAAAAUUUUUGAAGCUGGGUAUAAUGGUGCACACCUGUAAUCCCAGCACUUGGGAGGCCGAGGCAGGAGGAUCAUAAUUUUGGAUUCAGUCUGGGCUAUCUCAUCAAACCAAAAAGUAAGAAAAAAUCUUCCUUUAUAUCAAGUCAAGAGUAUACCUCUAUUAAUUUUACUAAUGGUUGUUAGGAGAUGUAGUCAUUCCCUGUGAGUGCCCUUUUCAGUACUUAACAGUAGCUAUCAUGUGUUUCUCAAGUCAUUUUUUUUCUCUAGAUUAAAUAUCUUUAGUUAUUUCAAUCAUUCUUUUACAAGUCAUGAUUUUUGAUCUUCAUGAUAUGGUCACACUGUUGACAUAUUAAACAUGUUUAAACUGUGUAGAAAGUAUUUAGAACCCAAUAAUGUAUUGUCAUCUGGAUAGAGUCCUCUCGUGGAUAGCUGCACCUCAUAUGACUGAUACUGCCUCGAAAACACAGGCAGCCCAGUGAUGGGAAAUGGUCAAGUCACAGCCAUGGAACACGUAGGGGUACAGACUGAGGUUUGGAAGGAAGUAGUUAGACCAUCUUACUAGGAAAUAGGAAGCAAAUAGGUCACCCGCUUCCUCUUGGAAGGGAUGCAGUCUAGAUUAGUAUUGCCUGAAACAAACCUAGACUUUAGCACACUCAAGUCUGGUCUGUCAUAUCUGGGAACAGCCUUCUGCCUGAGUAAUAUAAAAGAUUUAUCAAAUACCAGAAAAUCUUUCGGAAGAGAAUCAAGUAGUUCAGUCCCCUUCCUAUACAAAAGAGAAAGCAGGCCUGUAGGAAACUCGGGUCCUUAAGCCACAGAAGGACCACAACCCAUGUUGGUGUGAAGGAGCCAAGUGUUGUACCAGUCUGUUGUGAUCCAGCUUAGGCUGUGUCAGGCUUGCUUUUUGAACUAAUAAAGAAGUGCCUUCCAUUGCA
Arvicola amphibius (Eurasian water vole) is the source of this 6062-nucleotide messenger RNA. It is a transcript of the gene Gtf3c2, whose product is annotated as general transcription factor IIIC subunit 2. NCBI's taxonomy places the organism in Eukaryota, Metazoa, Chordata, Mammalia, Rodentia, Cricetidae. The record is from RefSeq and is a predicted model, not a curated record. The transcript is spliced from 18 exons. Gene Ontology annotation, biological process: transcription by RNA polymerase III. Gene Ontology annotation, molecular function: protein binding. Gene Ontology annotation, cellular component: transcription factor TFIIIC complex. Bases 1779 to 4499 code for a protein of 906 amino acids.